Molecule: messenger RNA, 2107 nt
Organism: Larimichthys crocea (large yellow croaker)
Lineage: Eukaryota; Metazoa; Chordata; Actinopteri; Sciaenidae
Gene: aktip
Product: akt interacting protein
Exons: 10
Coding region: 393-1280 (295 amino acids)
Source: RefSeq, a predicted model, not a curated record
AAAAACGCCUCCCCCUCAUUAAGUUAGAUUGAACUCCGGUUUCGGUGUCUGUCAAAUUAUUUAGCUGGCUAACGUUAGCCAGUUAGCUGGGAUGACACCCAAAGCGAUGGCGAGCAGCUGAGCCGUCUCUGCAAAAUAAAAAAAUAAAAUAACAGACGACCCACGUUAUAAGAGCUGUGUUAACAGGGACGUGUACAGCUCUCAGCAAACACGGUGAGUCACGGCACCGAGCUCUCCGACACGGACAGCUGAAACUAAAGAAAUACUUCUGGAGCAACGCCAAAGCGGCGGAUGGACCCAACAACAUUUGUCGUGGGACCUACAUAAAAAAGGAAAAAAAUAAAUAAAGAAAGAAAGAAAGAGGGACACAAAUCUGAACCUCUGAAUGAGUAAUGAACCUAAACCCCUUUUGGAGCAUGUCUGCCAAUACAAGUCGUAAGCAGAGAUCUGACGAGGAACAGAGUGGGCACGGGGAUCAGAGAUCCAGCCCUGCCCGGCUGCCCUUUGGCAAAAAGCAGCUUCCACCCAUUCCGAAGAAUGCAACCCCCAUUACCAAGCCUGCAUCAACGGGCACCCCAGUCCAAUCAGCCAAUGGCACGCAUGCCUCCUAUGGCCCCUUUUAUUUGGAGUACUCUCUGCUGGCUGAAUUCACUCUCGUGAUUAAGCAGAAACUCCCUGGAAUUUAUGUCCAACCAUCCUACAAAUCGGCACUAAUGUGGUUUGGCGUCAUAUUCAUCAGACAUGGCUUGUACCAGGAUGGAGUCUUCAAAUUCACGGUGUAUAUUCCAGAUAACUAUCCAGAUGGAGAGUGUCCUAAAUUAGUAUUUGACAUCCCAGUCUUCCAUCCUCUUGUUGACCCUGUGUCUGGAGAGCUUGAUGUCAGAAGAGCUUUCACCAAAUGGAGACGGAAUCACAACCAUAUCUGGCAAGUCCUGAUGUACGCUCGUACAAUUUUCUACAAGAUCAAUACCACGGAACCACUCAAUCCAGAGGCUGCUGUGCUAUAUGAAAAGGACGUGCAUUUGUUCAAAAGCAAAGUGGUGGAUAGUGUAAAGCUAUGCAACAGUCAUCUUUUUGACCAGCCCAAGAUAGAUGAUCCCUACGCAAUAAGUUUUUCUCCAUGGAAUCCAGCUGUUCAUGAAGAGGCAAAAGAGCGAAUGUUCACAUACAAAAGACGACCUGAGGAUCACCAUAAGGGAACGCAUGUGUCAGGGUUGUCUUGGGUGAAGCCUGGAUCAACACAGCCCUUCAGUAAAGAAGACGGUCCUCCCCAGAGCUGAACCUGCAGUGUCGCUGCAGGAGCCACUAGAGGGAGGCACAUGCAUCUAAUGCCACACCACUGGCUUGCCUCAGCUGUUUAUGUGAACUGGAUCCUUGAAACAGUUGGGAGAACUUUAUAUUCAAUCUCCAUGUAAUUGCUCAGCUUUAAAAGCUUUGUAGGCAUCUCCACAAAUGGCUUUAGAAUAAGGAGAGUUUGUAUCAUAUGUAAGUUGACAAUGACAAAUGGAUGUCUCUGCAACAUCAUUUAGGCUGUGUUGCAAUCAAAGAGCUUUCUCAUUUAGAUUUUUCGGGUCCAUGCACAUGUUGGGCUAGGUGAUAGAACAAUCUGUCCCAAAAGGAGCUGAAAAGUGUGAGCAAAGCAGUUUGCAUUCAUACAGUAAGUAUAGUCGGCUACAUGAUCUAUACCACUUGUUGAAAUUGGCUCAGGACUGUUCAUUUGUCAAGACUUGGAAUGUUGUUAGUCACAGCUGUGUGAUCAAAAUGUCAUAAUUUCCACCCCUAUCAUCACCCAAUUUGAUUGACAUGAUAUGUUUUAUAUUUGUUUGUUAUUGGAUAAUGAUUUCUUUUUAAUUCCACUGUAGAAACAAUUGUCUUACAUAGUUCCUAUAAAUAUAUAAAGCAGAGCAGACAAGUGUGGUUUUAAACGAGAUGCUAAAUAAGUAAGCUCAUGUAUUUUAUUCUGUCUGAUUUUAAAUAAUUUUGGAUGUUUUAUGUAAAAUUGGUUAUUAAAGUUUGAUGUGUAAAUAUUGGAUGCUGUGCUAAGCUUUGACUUUAGCAGAGAGUGGUCUGCUUGGAUUUUAUAAGUGAUUGUUUUGGUUUUAUUAGC